UGUUAAAUUGGCAGCUGCAGUGUGUGCUGAGCGAUAGGCCGUUGACUAAGUGUGUUCCAGUGUGUGCCCGUUGCUCUGUUCACUUGACAGAGCACUUGACUCUGUCCUUCAUCAGGUUCCAGCCUUACCCUUUCACAAAGUCUUGGCUCUCAAAACUGGGCUAGGGCUGUCCCAUCCAUAGUGUCACAUUCUUCCCUCCACCACUUUCCUACCACCACCAAAAUGUCAUGUUCGUGCCAUUUAUGUUGUUCUUGAGGAUCACAGAGCACUCAAAUAGGGUGAGGUUGCAAAAUAGGAUGAGGUUGCAGAGGAGGGAUGCUGAGUUCAUUAAUGAACGCUCUCCUCUACAAGAACAAGGGAAAGUAGCAGAUUAGAGAAGCUGUGGAUCUUGCAGGCAUGUUUAAAAUGCAAAAAGAAAAGGUGAGGGAACCAGAGGAACCCCGUUAAGAGAUGGAGCAGGCAACAGCAGGGCAGCAGCCCCUCCAUUCCUGGCCACUUGCAUGAGAGGGCCCAGCUGCCCCCUAGGAGGAGGGCUGACAGUGACCAGCACCCACAGCUGCCCUGCAAGAGGCCACCCCCUCAUCCACAGUAGUAGGGCUUCACACUUCUCUUUAAUCAAAAACAAAUUAAUAUAUUAAAUAUUAGACUGAAUCACAGAGUUGUAUGCGUUGGGAGACUGUCUGGAGAUCAUCUAGUCCAUCCCCUUGCUAAAGCAGAAUAUUGGUGGGAAGGUUCAACCUCUACUGCCAUACCUCUAACAUCCCCCUCUGACAUUGCAGGCCAACAUCAUACAAUAAGAGACAUUCAUUUCAGAGCAGCCAUUGUACUUAGAUUUUCUAAGUUUUGCAUUGUCUCAUGAAAAAUAAUUGAAGAUCUAUAAUUACUCUUUUCACCAGUGAUGGAAGUCUUGUCUUAAAAUGUAUAUAUAAUUGUAAAACAUAGUUCAAUUUGUGUUGAUUUUAUCCCUGCAAAAUAUAUAAGAGGAAAGUUCCUAGACAAGAGGGAGGGAAUUCGAGUAAAAAAAUUGCUAGAGAUCUAAAACUCUGAGGGCAUUCCAGGAGUGCUUAGGAGGCUGAGUACUGAUAUCUGCAAGGUUCUUUAAUCUCAGGCCCCUUUGAUUCCAACCCAAACCCUUGGGUUUAGACUCUCUUAUUUCUCAGAGAUUUGGGGCAGAGGCAGUUUAAGUCAGUGUGCAUGUUCAGAGUUGAAUUUUGCAAACUUUGCUUGGUUUUAUUCUUGCAAUAACUGUGCCAACAGACACUGGAAAAAUGUUGCCUUUCAUUUCGACUUUGGCAUGCUGUUGUUUGGCUCUUGCACACUAGUUAUCUGUUCACAUUUACCAUAAAUAAUGACUAGAAACCUAACCUGCAACUAGACAGUUUAAGUAACUUCUGGAACAGUUUGUUUCCUCCUUUCCUCCACCCCCUUAAGACUUUUUGUCUUGUGGGAUUUAUUUGCAAUCUGUUAGAUGAAGCUGUAAGGCAAGUUUGCCAGAUCUGGGGCUGCAUCAUCGUUCAGCACAUCUGGAAGUGGUUUAUGGGCUCUCAUUCCUUCAGUGCUGCGUCUGGACUCUGUGCUAUUCCUCAGCAGCAGUGAGAGAAAAGAAAACCAGGACAACUCCAAAGUAAACUUUGAAGAGUUUGAAAAAGGAAUUGGAUCUUAAAACUGUUUCUGUGCCCUGUAAAGCCCUUGCACAGGGGACUUUAAAGGAGGACGAUGGGCAAGGAAGCUUUGGCAAGAGAGCUGACUGCUGUGGGCUAUCUAGGAUCCAAGUAAAAAGCUCUACAGCUCUUCAGGAGAAAGGAGUCCCGAAUACUGUGCUGCUUUGAAGAGACCACAGUUCUUAUCCAACAGAACCCAUGGCUCUUCUAAAGAAAAUCAACCAGAUUUUACUGUUACUUCUUAUAUUAACUGUGUGCGCAAUUCUGUACAACAAAGUUCACAAAGCACCUCCUGCCUUAAAGAAUGAAGCAGAUGACUUGGAGAGUCCUAAGGAAAUGGAGGAAGAAAUCCCAGUUGUAAUCUGUGCUGCUGCAGGCAGAAUGGGUGCAACUGUAGCAGCAAUCAGCAGCAUCUACAGCAACACAGAGGCUGAUGUUUUGUUCUACAUAGUUGGACUGAAGAACACCAUUCCACAUAUUCGAAAAUGGAUUGAAAAUUCUAAACUGAAAGAAAUAAAAUUUAAGACUGUGGAAUUCAACCCCAUGGUACUGAAAGGAAAAAUCAGACAAGAUGCAUCACGUCCUGAGCUACUGCAGCCUCUGAACUUCGUUCGAUUUUAUCUUCCUUUGCUUAUCCAGAAACAUGAGAAAGUCAUAUAUUUGGAUGAUGAUGUCAUUGUUCAAGGUGACAUCCAGGAACUCUAUGACACAAAGUUGGCUCCUGGCCAUGCUGCGGCUUUUUCAGAUGACUGUGACCUCCCUUCCACACAUGAGAUGGUUAGAAGUGUAGGGAUGCAGAACACAUACAUGGGAUUCCUGGACUACAGAAAGCAAGCAAUAAGAGACCUCGGCAUCAGCCCCAGCACCUGCUCCUUUAAUCCUGGUGUAAUUGUUGCUAACAUGACUGAAUGGAAAAACCAGCGGCUCACAAAGCAGUUGGAAAAAUGGAUGCAAAGAAAUGUAGAGGAAAACUUGUAUAGCAGCACCCUUGGGGGAGGUGUGGCGACCUCUCCAAUGCUGAUUGUAUUUCAUGGAAAGCAUUCCACUAUUAAUCCCAUGUGGCACAUACGGCAUCUCGGUUGGAGUCCCGAUGUCCGGUAUUCAGAGUAUUUUCUUCAAGAAGCUAAAUUACUUCACUGGAAUGGGAGAUAUAAACCCUGGGACUACCCCAGCGUUCACACUGACCUCUGGGAAAACUGGUUUAUUCCUGACCCUUCAGGGAAGUUCAAAUUAACGCGUCCUGACAGCUGAUACUGAAAACACUUCAACGCAUUCAAAUGCUUUGGUUUGCAGUAUGUUAAUAGUUGGCAAUGAGAGACAUCAAACGGUGUAACUAACUGAUCUUAGAAAAUUGUUUCUUACAUUUCGCCAUCAAAUGACCAUCAGUUUCAUGGGCUCAUGGGUGGUGUUUUAGUUACAGAGUUCACCUUUUCUUCUUUUUUUUACUUUCAAAUAAGGCGAGGAAACAAGUUUACUUUGCAAUGAGAUAUUUUUAUUAAAUAUUUACUGAGGUGAAGUCA
This is a messenger RNA of Coturnix japonica (Japanese quail), 3181 nucleotides long. RefSeq names its product glycosyltransferase 8 domain containing 2 (gene GLT8D2). The record is from RefSeq and is a predicted model, not a curated record. Gene Ontology annotation, molecular function: glycosyltransferase activity. NCBI's taxonomy places the organism in Eukaryota, Metazoa, Chordata, Aves, Galliformes, Phasianidae. Gene Ontology annotation, cellular component: Golgi apparatus.